Molecule: messenger RNA, 1863 nt
Organism: Corylus avellana
Lineage: Eukaryota; Viridiplantae; Streptophyta; Magnoliopsida; Fagales; Betulaceae
Source: RefSeq, a predicted model, not a curated record
UAUCUCAGCCCCCAAAAAAAACGAAGAAAAACCGGAGAAGAAGAUCGGCAUCGUCAUCAAGCUCAUAGCUCUCUGACAAUCAAAGCAACCAUUGGCGAAACGACACCGCACCGCAUGACAUUUCAACCAAUUGUCUCACCGCUUGAUGAUGGCGACAGAGAGACACGCUUCCUUACCUUCAACAUCUCACGAAGAUAACGCCAUGUUUCUGGAUAUACUGCAUGAGGCUCCUCUACUCGGUAACCGCAAAUCCAGAAGCAUUUUUGGGAGUAUUUUCUACUGUUUUUUCUUGGUAGGUUACGCUGUGUUGGCCGUGGGAGCUCCAUGGAUAUUCCGUCCCAUAAAGAGCUUGGUCUCACCGUUGCUUUGCAGUUGCAAUGUUGUUCUUUUACUAGUCACAGGCAUCUUUCAGCAAUAUCUGGUUUACCAAGUCCAGAAAAUACGCUUGCAGGGUUAUUAUAGUUUCAGCCAGAAGUUGAAGCAUAUUGUUCGCCUACCUUUUGCCAUUACUGCAUAUGGAACUGCUGCAAUGCUACUAAUCAUGGUAUGGAAACCCCACAUCAGUAUUCUUUCCAUCUCAACAAUGCUGAGGAUUAUUAUGGUUAUUGAAGCAAUAUGUGCUGGAUCUUUUAUGAGUGUCUAUAUUGGUUAUGUACACCAGUACAAUUCAUUGAAUUCUCAGCCUGAUGUCUUAAAGUCACUAUAUUCUCCACUUCAACCAUCAAGUUCUUUGGAAGGUUUGAGGUAUCAUGAAGGUGGUCGGCUCUCGGAUGAGCAAAUGGCUUUGUUGCAAUAUCAGCGUGAAAACCUUCAUUUUUUGAGUGAGGAGAUUCUGCGAUUGCAAGAGUCCUUAAGUAAAUAUGAACGGUCUAGUGAUGGAAGCACACCUCAGGUUGAUCUUGCCCACAUGUUAGCAGCUCGUGAUCAGGAAUUACGGACACUUAGUGCGGAGGUGAAUCAACUGCAGUCUGAGCUAAGGCUUGCUCGUUCUUUGAUAGCUGAGAGGGAUGCUGAGAUACAGCGUGUUCGAACUACCAAUAAUCAGUAUGUAGAAGAGAAUGAAAGACUAAGAGCUAUUUUAGGAGAAUGGAGUUCCCGAGCAGCAAAGCUUGAGCGAGCAUUGGAGGCCGAACGAAUGUCAACUCUUGAACUGCAAAAGAAGAUUGCAACACUGAAAAAUCACUCAAAUGCAUCAGCAGACUCUUCUGAGCACCGUGGAGCAUAGUCACACUUCCCAGAUAUAUGCAUAUAUGCUGACCCUUUUUACUAUUCUGUAAUGCGUUUGUCAGUCUUAUUCCUUUUCUAGGUUGAAUUGAUAGAGGGUAAACAAAGGAAAAAGAAGAAAGAGAGUUCAAGAAGCCUCGACGGAAGGAGAAUGUUAAGCAUAGACAGGUGUAGAUGGCUGAAUGUAUAUAUCUGUUUGUGAAGCAGCAUUUUUUUCCGUCCUCCGUUUGGUGUGCCUACAGUGAUUACUUCGAAUUGCCCCUUGGCCAUGGAGGCUUCAUCGAGACUUGUAAAAUACAUAUGUUAUGCACCAGUAAGGGCAGUUCAGUUUUUCCUUUUUCCUUUAUUCAAGAAAGUAUGUAUAAUUCGAUUCUUGAUUUUUCUGGCCAAGUCUUUUUUUUUUUUUUUUUUUUUUUUUUUUAAGUGUUACAAUUUUUUGGAAAAUGUAUGGUGCAUGAACAUUGGGUCUGUCUUUUGGUAGUCAAUUGAAAAACUAGAGAAAAUCGUGGGAGUUAGCAUCAUCAGACUUGUGAGUUGUGAACAUUCGCUACGUUCUGAUCAUUUCUGUAGUCCUAUUGUCAUCUUAUUGAAAACGUUUCUACGUGCCAAUGAUUGUGAAAAUCGUAGGAGUCUGAGGAC